Messenger RNA from Musa acuminata subsp. malaccensis (wild Malaysian banana), 1129 nucleotides. RefSeq names its product photosystem II 22 kDa protein 1, chloroplastic-like. Lineage: Eukaryota; Viridiplantae; Streptophyta; Magnoliopsida; Zingiberales; Musaceae. The record is from RefSeq and is a predicted model, not a curated record.
UCGCCUUCUCAUUUAAUCCACACACACACCACGCGGUCACAGGCGAAGAGAAGAGUACCGCCACAAAGCCAUGGCUCAAUCCAUGCUCGUCUCCAGCAUCGGCGGCAAAGAGGCUGCAUUGCUGCAGUCCCAGACUCACCGGCUCCGCCCCACGCCGUUCUCCCACCUCCUCCUUCCUCGAGUCCCUCACGGACGACAGCUUCCGCCGCCCGCUGCUUCCUUCUUCCCGACUCUCGCCAUAUUCAAGCCCAAAACCAAGGCUCCGGCCAAGAAGCAGGUAGCGAAGCCGAAGCCGAAGCGGAAGGUGGAAGAUGGCAUCUUCGGCACGUCAGGGGGGAUCGGCUUCACCAAGCAGAACGAGCUCUUCGUCGGCCGUGUCGCCAUGAUCGGGUUCGCGGCAUCUAUACUGGGAGAAGCGAUCACAGGGAAAGGAAUCCUAGCGCAGCUCAACUUGGAGACGGGAAUACCGAUCUAUGAGGCGGAGCCGCUCCUGCUCUUCUUCAUCCUCUUCACUCUUCUCGGAGCAAUAGGCGCUCUCGGCGACCGCGGAAGCUUCGUCGACGAUCCGCCCACGGGCCUGGAGGGGGCCGUCAUCCCUCCGGGCAAGGGGUUCAGAUCUGCUCUGGGACUGAAGGAAGGAGGUCCCCUCUUCGGAUUCACCAAGGCGAACGAGCUCUUCGUGGGGAGAUUGGCUCAGCUGGGGAUCGCAUUCUCCAUUAUCGGCGAGAUCGUCACAGGAAAGGGAGCGCUGGCGCAGCUCAACAUCGAAACCGGUGUGCCCAUCAGCGACAUCGAGCCACUGGUCCUGUUCAACGUUGUGUUCUUCUUCUUUGCAGCACUGAAUCCAGGGACCGGGAAGUUCGUCACUGACGUAGAAGAAGAAGAGUGAGAGUGUUGUGAUGGUUCAUGUAUCAGGGCAACCUCCAUGUCCAUUCUGUAGCUAAGUUUUGCAUGUACCUUGUAUAACAGGUGCAUAGAAACCCUAAACCUUCUUAUUUCUUUUCCUUUUGCCUUCUCCAUGGAGGAAGAACAGUUGUUUGGGCAAGUGACAGCACUACAUAUGCUGAUGACAUGAAUUGGAUGGUAAAGGUAUAACUACAUAUCACUUAAAAAAGUGCAGUAAAUUUUA